Hippocampus zosterae (dwarf seahorse) is the source of this 1724-nucleotide messenger RNA. RefSeq names its product meckelin-like. Gene Ontology annotation, biological process: cilium assembly. The transcript has 15 exons. The record is from RefSeq and is a predicted model, not a curated record. The coding region runs from base 54 to 1553 and encodes 499 amino acids. Gene Ontology annotation, cellular component: MKS complex; ciliary transition zone. Lineage: Eukaryota; Metazoa; Chordata; Actinopteri; Syngnathiformes; Syngnathidae.
CUGCAAGGGCACUAAUGAUAUGCAUUAAAUAGUGGACAUUGUUUCAUUACAAGAUGGAUGUGCCCGCUAACCCAAACGUCAGCACGCCGUUUGAUUCUAGGACCGCACUGAGGGAUGUGGUGACCUACAAGGCCUACAUUAUAGAUACUGCUCUGGGUGUGUUGGCUGGUCUGGUGGUGUUUUUGUCACUGCUGAAGACAAUCAGCUGGAAGAGGAGGGUCGCAUCAGCGGCCAUCGAUUUGAGGAUUUUAUUGACGUUUCUGGUGUUCUACGCUGGAGAUCUGGCCAAUGUUUUCGUCCUUGUUACUCUUGCAACAGGAGUCUACUGGCUUAUGCUGUCCAAGGCCCAGCAGAAAGUGUCUAUCGAGCUGCCACUGCCCCACCAGGAAAAGCAUUUUGUGACCUACAUCAUUUGUGCUUUUGCGCUCAAGGCAGUGCAGUUCCUCCACAAGCUCGCAAUACAGUCAUCUAUGGAUGUGUUUUUCAUUGACUGGGAGAGGCCUCGAACCACAGCUAGUCGAACGGUCACAGCCAGUGGUCAGCAGAAACGGGAUUUUUUACCUGUCAGCAUUUGGAGGACCUACUUUGUGGCUAAAGAAUGGAACAAGAUCCAGACCAUCCGCAAAACGAGACCGACCUUUCAGAUCAUUGCUGUGCUAUUCUUCCUUGAAGUGUUGGGUUUCUCUAAAUUUACACUCAAGGAGCCCCGGCCAGCUUCCAACGACCUCUCACAGGUGGAGCCACCUUCAUACAGUGUAAUUCUGCGCUAUGGUCUGGCAUCAGCACUCUGGCUCUGCAUUGGGCUUCUGCAGGUCAUAUUCACCGCCUUUUACGAGAUCUGCGUGGAUGACAAAAUUCGUCAGUUUGUGGAUCUCUGCUCUAUCAGCAACAUUUCCGUGCUUGUCUUACCUCAGCGAUGUUUUGGCUACUACAUACACGGGCGCUCUGUGCAUGGUCAUGCUGACACAAACAUGGAGGAAAUGGGCAACAAUCUGAGGAGGGAAGCGGAGUCACUGUGUGGCCAACGAGGUCUUCUUCCCAACACAGACAUGCAGACUUUCCAAGUGGCCCUUUCCACACGACUGCGCUCGCAUUACGACAGGAUACGGGAGUCCUUUUCCAGGAGAUACGGACCGGCACGGCUCAUGGACUCCGCCAACCAGUGGGAGCAAAAUAUUCGGGCCUAUCACACCAUGAACCACUUCCUUGGAUCAGUCAUAGAUCAUGUCCACCCUGACAUGGACUACUAUGUAAGGGACAAACUAGCAUUGGAGAGUGUGCUGGGCAUGGAGUUCCUUGAACCAAUUGAGAAGACCAUUUUUUACAAUGAUGAAGCCCACAGUUUCAGUGAUGUGCUUUUUCAUGGACAUGAGAGCACGCUGCUGUUGUUUGACAUGUUGUUCUUCUGCGUUGUUGACUUUGCAUGUCAGAACUUUGUCCUGGCCGGACUGCUUACAUACAUCGAGCAAAUGAUAUUUCGAAAGAUUCGCAUUAAUGUAGGGAGGAAGAAUCUUGCCUACAAGACUCAGGUGGAUGAACGAUUUCUGAUGUAAAAUCCUGUGGAAGAUCCCUCAAAAUGCCAGUGUUGUUCAUCAUAUUUAUACAAAUGUUUUGCAUUCCGACUAGCACAAUGUAUGGGUUUGGAUUGGAUGGCUAUUACAGAUCAUUUUGUUGCAGCAUUUUUUUUUAGUAUUGUUAAAAAUAAACACUGGUGAACACCAAAA